Messenger RNA from Fukomys damarensis (Damara mole-rat), 3290 nucleotides. RefSeq names its product zinc finger protein 786 (gene Znf786). The coding region runs from base 668 to 2560 and encodes 630 amino acids. Lineage: Eukaryota; Metazoa; Chordata; Mammalia; Rodentia; Bathyergidae. Gene Ontology annotation, biological process: regulation of transcription by RNA polymerase II. The record is from RefSeq and is a predicted model, not a curated record. The transcript is spliced from 4 exons. Gene Ontology annotation, molecular function: RNA polymerase II cis-regulatory region sequence-specific DNA binding; DNA-binding transcription factor activity.
GAUGGGGCCACCCGUGGCUGGUACAGUCUCCUGUGAGCCUAUAGAUCUUUGUUGGUGGGCUGGUCUGAUACUUUUAUUCAGAUUCCGUACCCUCUUCCCCUUCCAUUCCUCAAACCGAAGCCCUGUCUCUUUCCUUUUGCUUUCCGGUAAAAGCUUUCUGCCUGCACAUUCAUGCCUCAGUUGUAUAGUAUCCCUGAGACAAAGAUCCAGGCUAGCUGGUGAUGCUCGGCUCCUGACAGCCUCUGGAGGAACCUAGGUAAAUACUCCCACCCUCUUCCAAGUGUCUCUAGGCAGUCUCUCCGGACCCCUCUCUCCUGUUUCCACCUUCUUUUCUUCUGUCUCAGAUUGUUUCCCUCUCUAGAAGAUCCCAAGCGUCAAAAGAUCCAUUACAGGUGGGGUGUGAUGCUAGGCCUGGUCAGCAAGAGUGUUCAACAGACUCCGGCAGCGCUCCCUUCUCUCGCCAGCAGGGGGUGCACUGGGCCUGAACAGCCGUUGCCUCCGGAGCCACCGAGUCCCAGAAUGCCCUGCGCUCCGUCGCUGGGUUUGGGGACCCCCCCCCACACGGAUAGUCUGGGAGCUCGGGUGGCUGAGUGAGCAGGUAAGGGAGGUUCCCGCGGGGCCGCCAGGGACGGUUGGCGGCACGGAGGCUGAGGAGACCGCCAGGACCAUGGCAGCGCCGGUCCGGUUACCUCUGACUUUUGAAGAUGUUGCCAUUUAUUUCUCGGAGCAAGAAUGGCAGGACCUAGAGACAUGGCAGAAGGAGCUUUACAAGGGUGUCAUGAGGACCAAUUACGAAACUCUUGUCUCUCUAGAUGGUGCACUUCCCAAACCGGAACUAAUUUCCUGGAUUGAACAGGGGAGAGAGCCCUUCAGAAGCUGGGGAGAAUUCCAACAACCGGGAAACAUGGUUCUCUCCUCCGCUGACCUGCAUUUUGAUCAAGUUAUUGAGGGACAGCUGUUUGGGGGAGAUCACCAAACUGUAAAAUCAAGAGAAACUGAAUGUCAAUUCCAGUUAGAUCCUCUUCAGAGUCAGUCUUCCCUUGAAUUCAGAUUUUUCGGAGAAAGGCCUGACCCAAGCCUCACUCCCCUGAGCCCAAAGAGACAGAACACAUGGGCCCUGGUGGCAGAGGCCAGCGAGUCUGUCCAAAGAGAAGGGAUCCCAAGCCACGGUGUUCUGCAUUUCCCUGGCUCACAGGAAGUCCCCUCUUGGCAAAGCACUCAGUACCCUUGCUCUGUCUGCAGCAAAAACUUUUGGGAGAAGAACCACUUAGUAAGGCACCAGAGGAACCAUUCCAAGGACCUGUCACCUAGGGAUAGGGCCUGGCAGAAGUUCAACAAGCUAGCUGAGGCACAGCCGCUGCAGAGAGCUCUGGGGCUCUUCUUGUGCCCAGAGUGUGGGCAGAGCUUCCGCCUGCAGCGGUGUUUGCAGAGACACCUGGCCGCCCAUGGGAGGAAGAGCCCAUUCCAGUGCCCCCAUUGCAAACUGCGUUUUCAUCAGGAGCAGACUCUGCUCAGCCACAGCCUUAGGCACAAGAGGGGGAAGCCUUCCCACUGCCGAAAAUGUGGCGAGGGUUUUGCCACACAGUGCAUGCUCAGGGAGCGGCCUUUCCAGUGUCCCCAGUGUGGCAGGGGCUUCCACUGGCAGGGACAGCAGCUGCGCCCGGAUGAGAAAACCUUCCAGUGUCCACCAUGCGCGCUGGGCACCCAUGAACAGCAGCACUGCGGUGAGACGCCCUACUCCUGCGGCGAGUGUGGCCGCGGCUUUGCUCACCGCUGCAAGCUCCGUGAGCACCUGCGUGUACACAGCGGGGAACGGCCCUUCGCUUGCCCAGAGUGCGGCAAGUGCUUCCGCCUCAAGGGUAUUCUGAAGGCUCACCAGCGCACACACAGUGUGGAGCGCCCCUUCUCGUGCCCCCAGUGUGCCAAAGGCUUUGCGCGCCAGUCUAAGCUUAUUGAGCACCUGCGCGUGCACAGCGGUGAGCGCCCUUUCCGCUGCCCGGAGUGUGACCGUGGCUUCCGCCUGAAGGGGCAGCUAGUCAGCCACCGGCGCCUACACACAGGGGAAAGGCCCUUCCAGUGCCCGGAGUGCGACAAGCGUUACCGCGUGAAGGCAGACAUGAGGGCUCAUCAGCUGCUGCACCGUGGGAAGAUGCCCUUCUCCUGCGCCUGCGGUAAGGGCUUUGCCAAGCAGUCCAAGCUCACCGAGCAUGUGCGCACACACACCGGAGAGAAGCCCUUCCAGUGUCCCACCUGUGACAAGCGCUUCCGCUUGAAGGCUCAGCUGCUCAGCCACCAAGGCCUGCACACUGGAGAGAGACCCUUCCGCUGCCCUGAGUGUGACAAGAACUUUCGGGAGAGGGGUCACAUGCGGAGGCACCAGCGCAUCCACAGGCCCGAGAGGCCCUUUUCCUGUGAUGACUGCGGGAAAGGCUUCAUCUAUAAAUCUAAGCUGGCUGAGCAUGUCAGGGUGCACGCAAAGGCCUGUCGGUCUCCCAGUGAGUCUGACAUUAAGAAGAGGCUUAGCCAGCUGUUUGCCAUGAUUGAGGCGGACUGGAGCUGAGGCCAGCACCAUGUCAGAGCCAGAAAUGGAACUGAUGUCCCCUGAAUCUGAAGCUUCUGGAGCCAGGGCCAAACCCAUCACUGACAGUUGAGGGGCAGAGGUCUUUCCUUGGCAAGGGUGUAGUACAAAUUAGGAAUUUGGAAAACGAGUAGGGCAACUUCCAUUGCCUAUUCUUUGAUACAAAGAUUUAGAUUUGUUCCUCCCAUCUUGGGUAGUUUUGACCCAAAUGCUAAGCUAGCUAUAAAAUGCCAGCUUGAAAUAAGACCAAAGGCAACUCCUCCAGUUCCAUUCUCAAAGCUGAAAGGAUAGGGCUGUCUACUAAAUGUCACUUCAACUUAGCUUCUUUUCAGUGGGUGAUCCCAAACUGUGGAUUAAAUCCAGUGAAUUUUGUUUCCAGCUUGAAAUGCUCCUGUGACUGGUUUGGGGUCAUUUAUUUUGAGAUGCAGAUUAAUUCUCUGAAUCUCUAUGCAAAUGCUGAAGUUUCUCAGCAGGCUCUGUAGUGCUGUUACAUAGGGUCCCCUAAGGAAAUGUUUAUGAUUUUAGCAAAAUUUGGCUAAUCUGGCUUGAAGAAACAAGAAAUUGAAUGUACUGAGAGGUACAGAACCUGAAGGAAGAUGUCAGGUUGCGUCAAGAGGUAGAGAUAUGGCAGUUCCAGAACAAAGAUGUUACUUGCUUCAGAGUGUGAAUGAGACUCCCAACAGUGAAUAAGCUACUGACUAAAAGCUGAUUU